Molecule: messenger RNA, 2760 nt
Organism: Aspergillus versicolor CBS 583.65
Lineage: Eukaryota; Fungi; Ascomycota; Eurotiomycetes; Eurotiales; Aspergillaceae
Gene: rgd1
Product: putative Rho GTPase activator (Rgd1)
Exons: 9
Coding region: 443-2440 (665 amino acids)
Biological process (GO): signal transduction; regulation of GTPase activity
Cellular component (GO): cytoplasm
Source: RefSeq, a predicted model, not a curated record
UUGAAAACUUUGCCUUUUCAUAAAUGGAGAAUAGAGAACUUCCCCGUCUGCGCAUACAAUAUCCCCGUCGUAGCAGAAUUGACGUUCCCAGCCAGGAACUUCUUCGAAGAGAUGGUCGAUGCACCGCAAAUGAACGCCUCCAGGCUCCAGAUGGCGUUUCCUAUAUGGAGACAGUGGCGACUGGCGACACUGAUAGCAUCACAAUGGGAGUAGGGACAGUCUCACAUGCAGUCACGUGAUACGAACGGACCAAGCCGCACUUGAAGCCUAAAAACGCCUCCCGCCAUUCCUGAUGUGGUAAGCUGGUGACGCUGAGGUCCUGUGUUAGGCUUCCGUCAUUGUUCAACCAGGUCUGUUUAUAACCUUGUGCCCUCUUCGACACUGCUGCUCCUGAAAACCAGAUACUUCUUUUGUUUAUCACCUCCGUACGCCAAUAAUACACAUGGCAGAUGCUGCGCUCCAAGAUGGCCCUGCGCCAAACACUCCAUCGUCCGGGGAUCCAGGAGUGCCACCUUUAAGCGCUGGAUCUGCCGUCCCUUCCGCUCCAGGCCUGGAAGUCCGGAUGGGCCCCCCAGUUGUUUCGGAGGAGUUGAAAGCUCGCUUGGACAAAGUGAUCUAUUCAGAGAUCGGCGUGACGACUCUCCUGACUCGAUUGAAGCAAAGCGUUGCUUCUGCCAGAGACUUCGCCUCAUUCCUUAAAAAAAGAUCGAUUUUGGAAGAAGAGCAUGCUCAAGGCUUGAGAAAGGUGUCCCGUUCCUUAUAUGAUGCCGCACAUAAAUCAGAGAACCGCCAGGGCACCUACAGUUAUGGCUGCGUCGAGCUCAAUAGCUUCCAUGACCGCAUGGCAGACCACGGGCUUCAGUUUGCAGCGUCUUUACACCAGAUGUCUGACAAUCUUACCGAACUUGCAGGGAACAUCGAGCGAGGGCGCAAGCAAUGGAAACAUGAAGGGCUGAGUGCAGAAAAGAAAGUCAUAGAUGCGGAGACAUUGGCGGAGAAGGCUAAGGCUAAAUACGACACCCUGGCAGAGCAGUAUGACCGGGUCAAGACCGGGGAGAAAGCAGGUGGAAAGUUUGGUUUUAAAGGUACCAAAUCCGUUGCUCAACAGGAAGAAGACCUACUGCGCAAGGUCCAAGCCGCAGAUUCAGAUUACGCGGCCAAGAUUCAAGCCGCCCAAGCAGCCCGAAAAGAGCUGAUUUCGACCCAACGACCUCAGGCUGUACAUAAUAUCCAGCAAUUGAUCUCAGAAUGUGAUUCGGGGCUUGCUCUGCAAAUGCAAAAAUUUGGGACUUUUAAUGAGAAAUUGCUUUUGGGACAAGGCUUAUCCAUAAGUCCAUUGAAAGAAGGAGGGGAUAGUGCUGGACCCAAGAGUCUCCGUGAAGUAAUACAGCAAAUCGACAACCAGAAAGACUACCAUGACUACGUUCUAAGUCACGAAUUCAACCCCGGUGCUGUGACCUCAGAGCAGGCUCAGUACCACCGUCACCCAACACUUGGAGGAUCGACUGCGCCCCCGCAGUCUACCUCCCAGUCUAAUACACAAAACAAGCGGCAAUCUAUGGCGCUAGCAUUGCCUGCAUCUCAACCCGCUGCGUCUACAGAGCCACCUCAAAUACCAGUCCAGAUACCAUCGUCAGGCCCUUUAGAGAGCAAUCAAUCCCCGCAAUAUCCUCAAAACCCAGAUGCAUUCUCGGCUCCUCCGUUCCAGCCUCCGUACCCAACCUCGUCAGGGCCCCCUCCUGAGCAGCAAGUCAUAAACCAAGCGCCGGCGCUGGCUCAGAAAGGACCAUAUUCGUCUUCCGGCAACGGUUAUUCCUCAAAUGUGAACCUUCCUCCUCUGAAGCCAGUAUUUGGAGUCUCAUUGGAUGAGCUAUAUGCUCGUGAUGGAACCGCGGUUCCCAUGAUCGUGUAUCAAUGUUUCCAAGCGAUAGAGUUGUUUGGACUUGAUGUAGAGGGGAUCUACCGACUCUCAGGCAGUGCGAAUCAAAUUAGUCAGAUGAAAGCCCUUUUUGAUAACGACUCGUCUCAAGUCGACUAUACCAACCCCGAAAGCUUCCAUCAUGAUGUGAACAGUGUCGCGGGCCUAUUGAAACAAUUUUUCAGAGAUCUUCCAGACCCGCUCUUCACCUCAGCAGCGUACUCGAGCUUUAUUGAAGCGGCCCGCGUUGACGAUGAUAUUCAACGGAGGGAUUCACUCCACGCAAUAAUUAACGGCCUUCCAGAUGCACAUUACGCUACUUUAAGAGCUCUGAUUCUGCACCUGAACAAAAUCCAAGAACACUACACUCAAAACCGCAUGAAUGCAGGCAACAUUGCCAUUUGCUUUGGACCAACUCUGAUGGGCGCCAGUUCAGGCGGCAACAUUGCAGAUGCCGGCUGGCAGGUACGCGUGAUCGAAACUAUCCUCAUGAACACCUUCCAGAUAUUCGACGACGAUUAGAGGCCAAUUACUUACAAGGUCAAUCCAAAAGAAUACCAUAAUGUAUUCUUGCCCGGACUCAUCUUGUUCUUGUUCAUACUUCGUGAUUGGCACCAUCCCUUUAGUACGCCCUUUUUUGAUAUAUUUUGAUGUAUUUGACUUAUGCUUUACGUCUGCACUGUAUAUAAUACUGCUUUCGAGGGCAGAUAUCUUUCGAUACAUUAUUACCCAAUGUUAAUAUGACCCCUGGGGUCAUUCGUCGUUUUAUAUUUUACACCAUUUCCAAUUCUAUAAAUGAAGCCCGAAGAGCAUGGUAAAUAAGUACAAGAUUUGAAGGCAGU